UUAGAAGCGUUUGCGGAAUAUUUCCAGAAAACCACUUUCGGAGAUCGAAAUUUUGUAAAACAAAAUGACCAUAUCGGUGGUGGAUGAAUAUGAGGGAAUUGUGCGCCUCAUCAAACUGUGUUCGGGAGUUUGUGGGGCAAAUGUUUUCGUUGCCAACUAUAAGGUUAAUGUCCUGACAAGGAUUGUGGUGACAUUUAUAAAUCUGUAUUUUAUCUUCACGGGCUAUACGUUGUAUAUUAACAUAUUUAUCGAAAAGGAUUGGACCCAUAUGCUGCAGGUCAUUUGUUUUUUCGGAAGUGCUCUACAGGGCUAUUGCAAGCUGCUGAAUGCCAUUUGGAACAAGGACCAUUUGCGUUAUUUGGUCGAUGAUUUACGUGAAGUCUAUGCCGAAUAUGCUCCGAAACAUGACGAGUAUCGUGACUGCUUACAGAAAAGCAUAAAUACGGCCGUAAAGUGCAUCAAACUGAUGGCCUUCUUUCAUGUGGCCAUUACCGUUGGCCUGAUUGGGGUGGUGCCAUUCUUUCGCUUUGUGUUCAAUGAACGCAUCUUUGUCAUGCAAUUCCAGUUGCCCGGCGUUGAUGGGGAUACCGAAUACGGUUACCUCAUUAUGAAUUGUAUGCACAGUAUUUGCAUUAUUUUCGGGGCAUUUGGAAAUUUUGCAGCCGAUUUGUGUUUCUUUACCUUCGUCAGUCAUUUUCCAUUGUUCAAGGGUAUAUUGUCGUGUAAAUUCCAUGAUUUGAAUGAUGUCCUUGAGGGCAGUGAUGAUGCCAAAAAGGCUGAGUGUAAGGAGAUGCUUAAGGAUAUCUUCCGAUGGCAUCAGAAGUAUAUGAGAUAUAUAACCACCGUAAAGGACAACUAUUUCUGGGUUCUUCUCGUGGAAAUGGCCACAAUUGCUUUGAGCAUAUCUUCAACUCUGUUCUGUCUACUUUUGGGUACCUGGCCAGGUGGCCAAACCUAUCUCUCCUAUUGCUUUAUAAUGUUGUAUAUUUAUUGUGGCCUGGGUACUGUCGUUGAAGUGACCAAUGAUAGCUUCACCGAUUUGUGUUACACCCAAGUGAUUUGGUAUAAGCUACCCGCAGCCGAGAGAAAAAUGUUGCUCAUGAUGUUGAUGAUGGCUCAAAAAACCGGAGGUCUUACAAUUGGCGCUGUCAUUCCGCUGACCGUGAAUACCGGUCUACAAUUAACCAAACUUAUUUACACCAUGACAAUGAUGUUGAUCAAUUUUCUUGAUUAAAUACUACUAAAUAUUUUCAAGUAAUAAUAUAAAUAUAUUUAAUCUCAUUUAAAGGAAAUUGACUAAUUAGUUUAAGGAAAUUAAACGUAAUAAAUUGUAGCAGAUUAUAAAUAAAUGCACUUUUAUUCACUAACUUCUCCAAUCAAAAAAUAGAAUCUGAUUAAAAAUGUACAGCGUCAUUACUCUAAGAAAUUAUUAGUUAUUUUUAUCGGAAACAUGUCAUUUAUUUACUCAAAAUAAAUCAGUUUCGAAUAUUAAAAAUAUUA
This is a messenger RNA of Musca domestica (house fly), 1500 nucleotides long. Its product is annotated as odorant receptor 67d-like. The coding region runs from base 65 to 1234 and encodes 389 amino acids. NCBI's taxonomy places the organism in Eukaryota, Metazoa, Arthropoda, Insecta, Diptera, Muscidae. The transcript is spliced from 4 exons. The record is from RefSeq and is a predicted model, not a curated record. Gene Ontology annotation, molecular function: olfactory receptor activity; odorant binding. Gene Ontology annotation, biological process: detection of chemical stimulus involved in sensory perception of smell; sensory perception of smell. Gene Ontology annotation, cellular component: plasma membrane.